GGACGGACAGUCGGCGGCGAUGAGCCAUGGCCUCGGUGAAGGUGGCCGUGCGGGUACGGCCCAUGAACCGCAGGGAGAAAGACCUAAAUGCAAAGUUUAUUAUUUCAAUGGAAAAAAAUAAAACAACAAUCACAAACUUAAAGGUACCAGAGGGUGCUACUGGAGACACAGGACGAGAAAGAACGAAGACAUUUACCUAUGAUUUUUCCUAUUUCUCAGCAGACAGUAAAAGUCCCAGCUUUGUUUGUCAAGAAAUGGUUUUCAAAAAUCUUGGUACGGAUGUGCUUAAAUCUGCUUUUGAAGGUUAUAAUGCCUGUGUUUUUGCAUAUGGACAGACUGGAUCUGGGAAGUCCUACACCAUGAUGGGAAAUGCGGGUGAUGCAGGUUUGAUACCUCGAAUUUGUGAAGGAUUAUUCAGCCAAAUAAGUGAAAAAACAAAGCGGAAUGAGGCAUCAUUUCGAACAGAGGUCAGUUAUCUGGAAAUUUAUAAUGAACGUGUGAGAGAUCUUCUCAGAAGGAAGUCGUCAAAAACCAAUAAUUUACGAAUACGAGAACAUCCAAAAGAAGGGCCGUAUGUUGAGGACUUGUCUAAACAUUUAGUGCAAAAUUAUACUGAUGUAGAGGAACUUAUGGAAGCAGGAAAUAUAAAUAGGACAACGGCUGCCACUGGAAUGAAUGAUGUCAGUAGCAGGUCUCAUGCCAUUUUCACAAUCAACUUCACUCAGGCUAAAUUUGAUUCUGAAAUGCCUUGUGAAACUGUUAGCAAGAUUCAUUUGGUAGAUCUUGCUGGAAGUGAGAGAGCAGAUGCCACUGGUGCCACAGGGGUUAGAUUAAAGGAAGGAGGGAAUAUUAACAAAUCUCUAGUUACUCUGGGAAACGUAAUUUCUGCCUUAGCUGAUUUAUCUCAGGAUGCAACAAAUCCACUUUCAAAGAAGAAACAAGUAUUUGUGCCUUACAGGGACUCUGUGUUGACUUGGCUGUUAAAAGAUAGCCUAGGAGGAAACUCUAAAACUAUAAUGAUUGCCACUAUUUCACCUGCUGAUGUCAAUUACGGUGAAACUUUAAGUACACUUCGCUAUGCAAAUAGAGCCAAAAACAUCAUCAACAAGCCUACUAUUAAUGAGGAUCCCAACGUCAAACUGAUCCGUGAGCUGAGAGCUGAAAUAGCCCGAUUAAAAGCCCUGCUUGCUCAGGGGAAUCAGAUUGCACUCUUGGAUUCUCCAACAGCUUUAAGUAUGGAAGAAAAGCUUCAGCAGAAUGAAGCAAGGGUACAAGAACUGACCAAAGAGUGGACAAACAAGUGGAAUGAAACUCAAGAUAUUCUGAAAGAACAAACCUUGGCUCUGAGAAAAGAAGGGAUAGGUGUUGUCUUAGAUUCUGAACUGCCUCAUCUCAUUGGCAUUGAUGAUGAUCUUCUCAGUACUGGUAUCAUCUUGUACCACCUGAAGGAGGGCCAAACAUAUGUUGGCAGAGAAGAUGCAAUGACGGAACAGGAUAUUGUUCUUCAUGGCCUUGAUCUGGAAAGCGAGCAUUGCAUCUUUGAAAAUCUCAAUGGCGCUGUGAACCUCAUCCCGCUGAACGGAGCGCAGUGUUCUGUGAAUGGUAUUCAGAUUACAGAGCCCACACACCUCAACCAAGGUGCUGUUAUAUUACUUGGAAGAACCAAUAUGUUUCGCUUUAAUCACCCAAAAGAAGCUGCCAAGCUCAGGGAGAAAAGAAAGAGUGGACUGCUGUCUUCCUUCAGCUUGUCUAUGACAGAUCUUUCAAAAUCCUGUGAGAACCUGUCAGCAGUUAUGCUUUAUAAUCCAGGGCUAGAAUUUGAGAGACAACAACGAGAGGAGCUUGAAAAAUUAGAAAGUAAAAGGAAACAAAUAGAAGAGAUGGAAGAAAAACAAAGAUCUGACAAAGCAGAACUUGUAAGAAUGCAGCAAGAAGUAGAGUCACAGCGAAAGGAGACAGAGAUAGUUCAGCUGCAAAUUCGAAAACAGGAGGAGAGUCUGAAACAGAGAAGUGUUCACAUUGAGAGCAGGUUAAAGGAUUUGCUGGCUGAAAAAGAGAAAUUUGAAGAAGAGAGAUUACGGGAACAACAGGAGAUAGAGCUUCAAAAGAAAAAGCAUCAGGAAGAAAUUUUUGCCCGGGUCAAAGAGGAGUUGCAGCGACUACAAGAGCUUAAUCAUAAUGAGAAAGCAGAGAAAAUGCAAAUUUUUCGUGAACUAGAAAGACUUAAAAAGGAAAAAGAUGAGCAAUAUGUUAAGCUGGAGUCAGAAAAAAAAAGACUUGAAGAACAGGAAAGAGAGCAGGUGAUGCUUGUGGCUCAUCUAGAGGAACAGCUUCGAGAGAAGCAAGUCAUGAUAGAGCUCCUGAAGAGAGGGGAUGUGCAGAGAGUUGAAGAAGAGAGAAGAGACCUUGAAGAUAUUAGAGAAUCUCUAUUGAAAGUCAAGGAAGCCCGCUCUGAAGGUGAUGAAAACCGUGAAGAAUUAGAGAAAGCACAGCAUGAUUUUGUAGAGUUUAAAAGGAAACAGCUGGAACACUUGACCAUUUUGGAAAAAGAUUUAGUUCAGCAAAUAGAUCACCUAGAAAAGGAAAUAGCAGAUGAAAAAGGGGCUCUGGAGCACUUAAAAUUUGCACAUGAAGAACAUUUAAAUCCCAAGAGAGAUGAUGAAAACUCUAUGGAUCCCAUACUCAAGGCUGAAGAAGCUGACAAGAUAAAGCCAGUGGAGUACAGGCUCCAAUCUAAAGUACGCCAGCUUGAGUACCUGAAGAGUAAUCAUUUGCCAGCUCUGCUGGAAGAAAAACAAAGAGCUUCUGAAAUCCUUGACAGGGGCUUGUUAGGGUUAGAUAAUACUCUCUAUCAAAUAGAGAAAGAAAUAGAAGAAAAAGAAGAGAAGCUUGCCCAGUAUAGAGCCAGCACAAAUCAGCUGCAGCAGCUUCAAGAAACCUUUGAAUUCACAGCCAAUGUAGCUCGUCAGGAAGAAAAGGUUCGGAAAAAGGAAAAAGAAAUUCUUGAAUCAAGGGAAAAGCAGCAGAGAGAGGCUCUGGAGCAGGCUGUUGCUAAGUUAGAAAGGAGGCAUUCGGCUUUGCAGCGUCGCUCGACGAUCGACUUUGAAAUUGAGGAGCAGAGACAGAAGCUGGCCACCCUGAACAACAGCUGCAGUGAGCAGGCAGGGCUGCAGGCCAGUCUGGAAGCUCAGCAGAAAGCCCUUGAGCAAGACCGAGAACGCCUGGACCAAGAAAUUCAACAGCUGAAGCAAAAAAUAUAUGAGGGUGAUGGUGCUCAGAAAGGAAACCAUGGAAUAUUGGAAGAGAGACUCUCCCAUAGCACUUCCCCUUCCAACCCAGCAAAGCCACAGCCACCCUCUGCUCCCCUAGUUGAUGAUAGGAUAAAUGCCUUUAUUGAACAAGAAGUGCAGAGAAGGCUCCAGAAUAUUCAUCAUAAAGCUGAGGAUAACAAUGUUAGUGUGGCCUGGUCUACAGAAAGUUUAAAGGAUAAUGAGAGGCUUAAUAACGGCACCGUUCAACGCAAGCUGAAGUAUGAGCAGAAAUGUCAACAGUGGCAGCCACACUAUGGCUUUCCAUUUCUCUCUAAAGAUGACAAAUGUGCUUCUGAGUUGCAUGGAGAAAACACAGGAGUAAGAGACCAUAAGAAACAGAAGGCAUAUACAGAGAUUCUGGAUUUAUUUUUCAAUUCUGGGAGAAGCUGCUCCUCUUUUACAUCAGAGAAGGCAUUUCAGAAUGAAAGGAGUAAUUCGGAACAGAAGAGCUUUGCUUGUCAUCAUGACAUUAAAAGUAGUUUAAUUCACGCUAAAAAUACUAAUACUUUAAAGAGUAAAAAUGUUUCUUAUCAGAAUGUUUUAUCUACUUCUUUACAAAGUCCUGACUUUAAUAAUGUGGCUUAUUCACUCUGCAAGGUUGAAAAUUUCAGUCAUUUUGACGAUAAAAUAAUUACUUCUUCAGAUUGUGACAGCGCAAGAACUGAAUCUGAUUGUUCCCACUCGAAACAGCUGUCUCCUGUAGGAUCCUUAAUGGGUGCUAAUGAGCAGACUGGCUUUAACAGUGUAUCAUGCGUUUUUUUUUCUCAGUCUAAUAUGCAUUCUGAAACAAAAACUUAUGAAGAAAACAGCCCAUUAAGUGCAGUGCAUCCAGCAAUCGAAGACCAGUCUAGUAAUUCUCAGCUUCCAACACAAAAAGCCUUUGAUUUGAUCCCUUUUAAGUCAAUAGCUUCUCAUUUUGGUGUGAGACCAGAACACGCUUCCAGUUUAGGGUCUCUUGUCAGUAAGCUUUCCUGCCUUUACAAAAAUACCAGUAGUCAGCUGCUCAACAGUGCUGUGGUUUCCAAACAAAUCAAGGAGUUGGGAAGUUUGUGUGACAGAAGCGAGAAGUGUGCACAGGCGGUAUCAUUAAUAAAAAAUCUGCCAUUUAUAAGGAACUUGCAAGUAAAUGUGUUCAAGUCAGAUGUGAAUCAAGACAUGUCCCACACUACUGAUGACGCCAAAGCUCAUACUGAAAAUGUCAUUCAACCUGAGUCUCCUGUGCAAGAGGCUGUCACAGCGUGUGUGAGCACAGAGAUCUCGGAUGCCUGUACGAGAAAGCCCCCUGAAGGAUUUGCAUGCUGUAGUAAAAAGGAAGAGCUGGAAAAAAGUUUUGUGUUAAGACAGAACUUUGUGCAUUUUCCUGAUGUCUUUCUGAAGCUUCAAGUCUUUUCCCUGGAAAAACUACUGGAAUUUUUGACCUAUGCUUUACCUCAGAUUUCUGUUAGGAUGGAGGAGUUGAAAGGUAUCUACUGGCUUGCUGUUGGCAAUUGCAAAAAACCUGACCCAGAACCUGCUUGCUUGCUUUUGUUCAGCUCCAUUCUAUAUGUUGUUGUGUCAUCAGCUGAACAAGACACCUACCAGAGUUCCUUGGUACUGCUUUGUGAGGUUCCUAUUGACUCUCUAAAGGAGAUUCAAGUUGGCUUUGCUGGACAGAAUAUUAGUCUUCUGUGUUCUGCUGAAGAUGGUUUACUCACAAUAUUUACCUACAACAAACACUUCACUCAAAGAAUUUGCCACGACAUAGUGAGCAUUUUGAUUUCUACAGCGGAUGAUGAUGCUUAUUUAAAUCACCAGCUCUUGAAAGGUGAUUUGGCUCAGAUUUCACUUGACUGGACUUCAGAUGUAAAUGGCUUGGUUUUUUCAAACGGAGUGCAAUUGUCCUGUAAAUUUCAAACUGAGUUAGCUGAUCUGGUUUACUUACUCCAUGAAAAUAUGGGAAGUAUUAAACCUCCAUUAGGUGACAUUCAUGUACUGCUAUAUACCUCAGUGAAAGUAGACUGUGCUGAGCAGACUGUGUAUAGAACUCUUGUUCUUACAACUACUCAUAUAGGUCUCUUAAAGAAAAAUCAUGCACUGAACAUUGAGGAUGCUUCCUGCCAGCGAUCACAAUUUGACACCCUUCAGUUGUACAGUUUGAACGAUAUCCGAUGUACAGUUCUGCCUGACAAAGAGAAUUGCACAAAAAUUGAGCUUGUGUUUUCUAGAAGGAGCAAGGUUGGAUCUGAUUCAGGAACUGGUUUUUCUAAAUACUGUGAAAAAGAAAUAAAUACUCAACUGACAGUCAUCCCAUCAAUUCUUCAAAGCAGUUUGCAUAUCCCUUCGGAAAUCUGGAAAUUAACAUUCAGUUCAAGUGAAGAAGCCAUUUGGCUAAUUAUGCAUCUGACUAGGUGUUGAAAUCCAAAUACGUUUAGAUACAUUCAAAAUAAGAGGGUAAUGAAUAUUGAUAAAAUCCUUUUUUGCUGCCUUUUUUUUUAAUCAAUAGACAAAAGGGACCUUUGAGCCUCUAAAGGAAUGCCGUAGACUGUGUACAUACAUCCUAACAAUAAUAAUUAUUACUUGAGUGCUUGCUUUUUGUGGGUCUAUGCUAUCCUGUACAUACAUUUCCUUUGGAAAGUGAGGAAAUUAAAUGUUUCUAUGUUAUGUGGUAGGUGGAUGAAAACUAUAAUUACAGCUCUGUCUUCUGAUUUCCAUUUUGGCUGUGUUUUCUGGCUCCUUCCAUCUACUAUCUGUCUUCAUUAAUGUCUUCUCCAUUCCUCCUCGAUUGCCUUUUCCGUAAUUUUUCUGAGUAUCUCUGUUUUUCAUGCUCCUCAUUUAUUUCAUGCCCUUGAUCUCAAUCAGUAGCUGAAAACAUCUGCAAAAUUUUUUUUAUCUUGCAUUCACUGCAUGCUCUUAGUAUUACAGAUAUUUACAGCUUCUAUACAUGCAAUUUUGAGAAGAAUAGCAUUGACAAUUCUCUCCUGCUUCAGAGUUUUGCAUUUAAGGUUGAUUGCACUUUCACAUCAGAGUUUGUCACAAGUGCAGAAAGAGCUGUGCUUUAAAUAGCAUUUCAACCUUUGGUCAUGCUACUAUACCUGUGGCAAGGAAUGUUUUGGGGUCUGUCAUCCGUGUGCGUGUUUCUCAUGCUGUAACUGGAUAGCUGACAACUGGGGAUACAGCCUGA
Messenger RNA from Empidonax traillii (willow flycatcher), 6471 nucleotides. RefSeq names its product kinesin family member 16B (gene KIF16B). NCBI's taxonomy places the organism in Eukaryota, Metazoa, Chordata, Aves, Passeriformes, Tyrannidae. The transcript is spliced from 23 exons. The coding region runs from base 27 to 5705 and encodes 1892 amino acids. Gene Ontology annotation, biological process: microtubule-based movement. Gene Ontology annotation, molecular function: microtubule binding; phosphatidylinositol binding; ATP binding. The record is from RefSeq and is a predicted model, not a curated record.